GAAACUUUCUGUCUCAGCGUCCAUGAAUUUUCUUCAAAUGUCACUUCAAGGGCGUUAGCUAUAAGUGCUCCUCUCGGCAAACUGUCAGAAUCAAAGCUCGUCCCUUCGAAAAUGGCGAACAAGCUCAAAGUGGAUGAACUCCGAACUCAACUCGCUCAACGUGGUCUUGAUACUUCCGGAACUAAGCCUGUUCUGGUUCGUCGCCUGGAGUCCGCCAUUCUCGAAGAGGAAACGUUGUUGAAAGGUAAAGGUGUUGUUUCUAUUGAUGGUAAAAAGAGGGGGAGAGACUCGGAAGAUGGUGGAAAUUUGAAUGGAAGUGACUUAAUCAGAGAUGUUGAGAAGUUACGAGAAAUGAAAGUACAGGAACUGCGAGAUGAGGCGGUUCGUCGGGGCAUUGCUUCAACUGGUUCGAAGAAGGAGUUACUGAAGAGGAUUUGUGAAGAUUGUGAGAAUGAGAAAGAGGAAGAUGAAACUGAAGAAUGUAAGAAUGCAAAUGUUGGCGACGGUGAGAAGAUUGUUACAGCGACCAAAAAGGGUUCAGCAGUGCUGGAUCAGUGGCUUCCAGAUCAAAUCAAGACACAUUAUCAUGUUCUACAAGUGGGUGAUGAAAUCUAUGAUGCCAUGUUGAAUCAGACUAAUAUAGGAAACAACAAUAACAAGUUUUACGUGAUUCAAGCACUUGAAUCAGAUGGUGGUGAUACUUACAUGGUUUAUACAAGGUGGGGAAGAGUUGGUGUGAAGGGACAAGACGAUAUUCUAGGUCCUUACACAUCAAAAGAACGUGUAAUACGUGAGUUUGAACAAAAAUUCUUUGCUAAAACCAAGAAUAAUUGGUCUAAUAGAAAAGAGUUUAUUUGCCACCCGAAGAGUUAUACCUGGUUGGAGAUGGACUACAGUGAAAGUGAAAAAGAUCUAUCAAGCAAUACGGAACGUGCAUCUACAUCAGAGAUUCAACCUCGCGAAACUCAACUUGAUCCAUGCAUUGCAAAGUUUAUCUCUCUCGUUUGCAACUUUAGUAUGAUGAAGCAGCAUAUGAUGGAAAUAGGGUACAAUGCUGAAAAGUUGCCCCUUGGAAAGCUGAGCAAAUCUACAAUUUUAAAGGGUUAUGACGUCUUGAAAAGGAUUGCUGAUGUGAUUGGCCUGUCAAACAGGAGUCUACUUGAGCAACUAAGUGGGGAAUUUUACACUGUAAUUCCCCAUGACUUUGGAUUUAAGAAGAUGCGUGAAUUUGUAAUUGACACUCCUCAAAAAUUGAAAAAAAAGUUGGAAAUGGUUGAGGCGUUGGGUGAAAUUGAGCUAGCUGCAAAAUUGUUGGAGGAAGUUAAUACUAUGGAGGAAGACCCCUUGUAUUCUCAUUACCAACGCCUUCAGUGUGAAUUGUCACCAGUUGACGUUGUUUCUGAGGAAUUCUCCAUGGUUUCGAAGUACACAAAGAAUACACAUGCGAGAACACAUUCAAAUUAUACUGUUGAUAUUGUUCAAAUAUUUAGGGUAUCAAGAAAGGGAGAAGAUGAGCGUUUCAAGAAGUUUUCUAAUACAAAGAACAGGAAGCUCUUAUGGCAUGGUUCUCGGCUUACAAAUUGGACUGGCAUUCUGUCCCAAGGUUUACGCAUAGCUCCACCUGAAGCACCUGUUUCAGGAUAUAUGUUUGGGAAGGGGGUCUACUUUGCUGAUAUGUUCUCAAAAAGUGCAAACUAUUGUUAUGCAUCUAAGGACGCCGCAGCUGGAGUUCUGCUUUUAUGUGAGGUUGCACUCGGCGACAUGGUUGAACUUCUAGAUGCAGACUACAAUGCUGACAAGUUGCCUGAGGGCAAGCUGAGCACGAAAGGAGUUGGACGAACAGAACCAAACCGCUCCGAAGCUAUGACGCUUGACGAUGGUGUCAUCGUUCCCCUGGGAAAACCAAUCAAGAGUCAGCGUGGCAAGGGUGCCUUGUUGUAUAAUGAGUAUAUAGUAUACAAUGUGGAUCAAAUUAGGAUGCGCUAUCUUCUUCAAGUGAAUUUCCAUUUUAAACACUGACUGGCAUCAUAGUCAUUGCCCAUUUCUACCUUCAACUGCCCCACUCUUUGGUCAGUAUUACUAUCUUAUGGUAAUUAGGGGGAGAAAAAAAAAAAUUAAUCUUUGUAAUGUAAUAUUGUUAAAAGUAAAAAUUAAGCCUUUUUUUUCCCUCCUUUGUAGAAGUUAUUGGGAAUUGGUAAAUACUAGGUCAAAAAAGAAAAAGAAAAAGAAGUUUAGUUGAGUAACGAGCACUUUACAAUGCAAUUGUUACCAACUUACAUUUGUAUAUCUUGUUAUCUAUACAUUAUUUGAGCCAUCUCUCAACAA
Molecule: messenger RNA, 2325 nt
Organism: Cucumis melo (muskmelon)
Lineage: Eukaryota; Viridiplantae; Streptophyta; Magnoliopsida; Cucurbitales; Cucurbitaceae
Product: poly [ADP-ribose] polymerase 2
Exons: 18
Coding region: 112-2019 (635 amino acids)
Molecular function (GO): NAD+ poly-ADP-ribosyltransferase activity
Source: RefSeq, a predicted model, not a curated record